UCCAUGUUUCUUUGUUAUUGUUUCGCAUUCCUUAGUUUGCACUUCGCUAGUUCAGUGGUGAGCGAACGUGUGAGUAACAUUACAUAAAAAUCGGAAGAAACAAUCAACAUUUAGCAACAAUAUCUGUUAUUUCUGUGUCGACUUUCCGCUCGGCUGAACAACAUGGCAGCGUUGUAAACAUCUGUAAAAUGAAGUUUAGUGCAGUUCUUCAGUGCAUAGUUUGGGCCCCCUCGUAAAGUGCAAGGAGGACGCAGGUCUUCUGGUUGGUCAUCCGACUGUCUCACAUUUGCAUAGUCUGUAUGCGAUUGGUCAGUGCUUCGACCCUCCGCCCACCCCCCUCACGUUUUCAUCGCGGACCAAGACGGAAACGAUCGCUUCUUUUGUUAUUGUCUGAUCGAAUUCGGGUAUCUUGAUUUUAUUUUUAGACUCGGAACGUCACUGAACCGAGCUGAACGAGAGUCUCCUCUUCAUCACAAUCACUGCCUCUGAACAAUUAGUUUUCGCGUUCCUCUAUUUCGUUUGGAAUAGACAUAAUUGUGGUGUCUAUUUUUAGUUGUUCCUGUUUCUCCUUUUCGUUGUUAUUGUGGAAGGCUGCGGUCAAUUAUUUUGUCUCUGAAGAUACGAGGGAAUGAGUGUGGCUGCAGGGUGGUGCUGUGAAGCGAGCGUCUAUGGCAGAUCCAGCUAGUGCCACCGCCACCGCUGGUGCCAGCACAAGCCGCCGCAAGCGUGCGCUGCCCCCACACCUUGCCCAGAGCAAGAGACUCCGUACGGAGACGCCUUCUCCGCCUCCCCCGUCACAGCCAUCCUCCCCGGUUCAUCGUAGCCGCAAUCAGACGGCAUCAUCGUCGUCUGCAUCCUCGACGACACAUCAGCGCCAUCACCAACCCGUCUCUAGUAGACCAUCCGGCUCGUCCGGUCGGUCUUCUAAAUCUACGGAGGACGUACGCAACGCCGCUGUCGUCACAGCCGCUUCCAAGUCCUCCAACCCACAACCUAAUCAGAAGCAUAAUAAGCGGCUGUCCAGAUAUAACAAUUCCUUGAAGGACGAGGACGCAGCUUUGGUUCCAGAGACAUCGAAGAAGUCGAAGCGCGAGGAGGCGGUUGUUGCCGGAAAGUCUAGGGAAACCUCGAAGCCGCGCACCAGGUCCAGUUUGGAUUCGACGCCGAGCACCUCGGCAUCAACAUCUGCUACGACGACGAAACCCAAAACCCGCAAGUCCGUAGACGCUUUGCGUGGUGGUGCCAGCACGAAAGGACAGGACGAGGAGAUUGCAUCACGUCUACCUAGGAAAGGCAGGAGCAAGAACGCCAGUUUCAGCGCAUCUUCCGAAGCGAGUUGCAGCAGCAGUAGCUCAUCCACUUGCGGACAACACAAGUACCCGCUCAGAAGUCAAGGUCGCGUUUCCGAUCCGGGUCGACCUUCAACGGCUCCCACCUGUUUGACGUCCACCCUAUCUUGCAUUAAGACGCUGCAGGAAGCGUCGUCCACUACCCAGCCGCAACAGCUACAGCACAAUCAGAAUAAUAAUAACCUAAACGCAAGGAAGACUGCAGCAGCACUGGGGGCCACCAGCAGUCAUCAGGCCAAGCGGGAGGACUCGGAGCCUUCACGUCUCACCCGCAGCGGCGCCGUUCUCAGACGCAGCACUCGCAAUAGCAAAGGGCACAACGCAACAACGGGUUCGUGUGCCAGUUCGAGUGGUGGCCGAGGCUCCAGCAGCAGCAGCCGAGCGUCCCGCCAACAUAAGGUGGGGGCGGCCGCUCCUGCCCCUGUCCCAGCCACCCCUGCAAUGGCUUCCGACCAAUCUGACAUUCCCAAUAAUGGACUACAAGCUUCAGACGAACCACCUUCUCCUCAAGAAGCAACUCUUGCGAUGGCGAGUGGUGGAGGUCCUUCCGGUCCUGGGGCAGACUCAGAGAGCGAUGACAGCGAAGUCGGAAGAUUACAGGCUCUUCUCGAAGCUCGCGGUCUUCCUCCCCAUCUUUUUGGCGCCCUUGGACCAAGGAUGCAGCACCUGUUGCACAGAAGUAUGGGUGCUAACAGCUCGGCGACGAAGGCUCAGCAAUUGCUGCAAGGGCUGCAGGCCACCGGAGACGAAGGGCAACAAUUGCAAGCUGUCAUAGAGAUGUGCCAAAUGUUGGUGAUGGGCAACGAGGACACCCUCACUGGAUUUCCGGUCAAACAAGUUGUCCCUUCUUUGAUUAAUUUACUUAGAAUGGAGCAUAAUUUUGACAUUAUGAAUCACGCCUGUCGCGCUUUAACGUAUAUGAUGGAAGCUCUUCCUCGGUCAUCAGCAGUCGUAGUUGAUGCAGUUCCGGUAUUUUUAGAAAAGCUGCAAGUGAUCCAAUGCAUGGAUGUUGCGGAGCAAUCGCUUACUGCUCUCGACAUGCUUUCUAGAAGACACUCAAAGGCAAUCCUACAAGCUAGGGGAGUUGCGGCAUGUCUGAUGUACUUAGACUUCUUCUCGAUUAAUGCGCAAAGGAACGCUCUGUCUGUAACAGCAAACUGUUGUCUAAAUCUGACAAGUGAAGAGUUUCAGUACGUUGGCGAAUCUUUACCGCUAUUGGCGAACCGUUUGACACAACAGGAUAAGAAAAGUGUUGAGAGUGUCUGCUUGGCCUUCAGCAGAUUAGUGGACAGUUUUCAAUUGGAGCCAGCAAGACUACAAGAAAUAGCGAGCACUGAUCUGCUGACAAAUCUGCAGCAGUUGCUGGUCGUCACGCCACCGGUAAUUAGUACCGGCACGUUCAUCACUGUUCUCAGAAUGCUCUCCGUCAUGUGCGCAAACUGUCCAGAUCUGGCGUUGACUCUGCUGAAGCAGAAUAUUGCUGAGACAUUAUUAUACUUGUUGACCGGAUCGGUGGAAGUGAAUCAAGAUGAAGUGGAACUAGUGCCUAGACAACCUCAGGAGCUGUACGAGAUUACUGCUCUAAUUGGUGAACUGAUGCCCAAGCUUCCAACGGACGGCAUCUUUGUCGUUGAUGGUUUACUGGAAAGACCCACAAAUGUUGGUAAAGAUCAACCGACUUGGCAGUGGAAAGAUGAUAGGGGAUUAUGGCACCCGUAUGGUGCUGUCGACAGCAGGAUGAUUGAGGCAGCUCACAUGAACGGCGACGAUGAAGUCAGCUUGAAUACUUUAGGUCGUACCUACACCAUAGACUUUCACUCGCUUCAACAAAUUAACGAAGAUACGGGAACUACAAGACCGGUUCAGAGAAGGUUUGCACCUAUGAAUACGCAGAUCACGCCUGCCAGUGAACCAUUGAUGCCAGCAGGAAGUCGUCCCAAUUCGGCGAAUCGCGACGCCAGGGUCGCUUGUCUUCGGGAAGAACGAGGAUUGGCAGCCGCAUUUAUCCGAUCACUGUUUUCCGUUCUAUACGAAGUCUACUCGUCAAGUGCAGGACCAACUGUCCGUUGUAAAUGUCUGAAAGCUCUUCUCAGAAUGGUCUAUUACGCCACCCCAGAAUUACUAAAGGAAGUGCUCAAAAAUCAGGUAGUUAGUAGCCACAUUGCCGGAAUGAUGGCUUCUAGCGACUUGCGAAUUGUGGUAGGAUCACUGCAGAUGGCUGAGAUUUUAAUCUCGAAGUUACCGGACGUAUUCGGUGUUCACUUCAGACGCGAAGGAGUAAUGCAUCAAAUCAAUCAGCUUGCCGAUCCGGAUGUUCCAUUAGGCGUGAGCCCUCCGAAAUCGGCAACGUCGAGUGCGAUGUCGUUCUCCAUGGACAGCUCACAACCGGGCACUUCUCAAACUUCCUCUAGCAACAAAGUGAACAUUACACCAAAUGGGACAGCCGUUACAGUGCCCAAUACCGCUCCUUCUAGCACGGCUCUUUACACAUCGACACCAGAACCACACAUGAGAAGCUCUGCGGCCGCGGAUGGAGAGGGACGUUCCCCGAGUCCAUCCCACGCUCGUAUCAGCGAUGUUCUGAAACGCAAAAGAGCAGGUAAACGAAGCAGUGCCGGAGGCGGCGGUAGAUCUUCCAAAUCUCGACAUGAUGAAACUCCUUUGGCACCUUCUUUAAUUCAAGACAUUUUUACGAAAACUGCUUCCCUCGGACCGAACUCUGCAAAUACACCAACAAACUCUACGACAAAUAGACCACGAUAUUCUACUGGAUCUUCGAAGGCCUCUAAUUUCUUAAAGAACUUUAAUCCCGCACACUGGGGUAGGAACAUGAAUUCCUCUUCGCACGACAGAAACUAUAGCAAGGAAAUGACCAGCUGCCUCAACAAGUCCACAUCAAAUUCUAACUUGACAGCAGGCAACAGAGAAAAAACACGUACAUGGAUUCGAGAUCAGGCAACGAAAUUUAUUGACUCUUACUCCGGAAAUGAGUUGACCGGUACACAACAUCCGGCCAUGAACGUGCUUUCACGUUUGAAGGCCUGCAUCCAGAAGUUGCCUACGAAUGAGUGCGGCGGUGCUUUGUACGAGCUGCGCGAAAUUCUCAUCGAAUCAGAUAUUUCCCCAUUUGAGGUAAACCAUUCCGGUUUGAUAAAGGCACUACUGUCAUACUUGGCAGCUGGCAACGGGUCAAUAGAUAGGGAUCAGAGAUUACGUAUCUUUUUAAACGUGUUCGCAAAUUGUCCUCUGGAAGCAGAUGCCUCUACAGGAACUAUGGAGAAACUAAACGGUACCUGGAUGGGAGCGCUUGUCUCGAAAUUGAAUGGAUGCGUUUCACAGUUGGAGCAAUUCCCGGUGAAGGUACAUGAUCUUCCGGCAAACAGUGGCGGCGGAAGGGGCGGUACCAGCGCUCUUAAGUUUUUUAACACUCAUCAACUGAAGUGCAAUUUGCAACGCCAUCCGGAGUGCGCCAAUUUGAAGCAGUGGAAGGGCGGUACGGUAAAGAUCGAUCCAUUGGCUCUUGUUCAGGCUAUUGAGAGGUAUCUAGUUGUAAGAGGGUAUGGACGUGUUCGUGAUAAAGAUAGCGCGGACAGCGAUGACGGUGACACAGAUGAUGAUAUCGAGGAUACACUCGCGACAGUUGUGAUCUCGCAGUCUGGAUCCAAACACAAGUUACAGUUCCUCAUUGGCAAUACCGUGCUGCCAUACAACAUGACCGUUUAUCAAGCGGUGCGACAAUUUAGUAACAACGGCAAUGACCAAAGUGAAACCGAUACGGACAACGAGACUCCUCUGGGUCAUGCGGGGGUUUGGGUACAGACGCACACAAUCUAUUACAGGCCACUCAAGGAAGAACCAGCACCGAACCAAAAGUCCACCUCUAGCGGCAGCUCAUCCACUCAUUCAAGCAGGAAGGGAAAGGGCUCCAGCAGUAAAAAUGCAUCCCGCCGCAAAGGAGAUGAUCUUUGGAACGAUGGUAUGACUCCGUCGGUGCAUUCGCCUCUGUCGCCUUUCUUAGUUACUUCCCUGCCAGAAACAGUGACGAUACAAGAUGCUUCACUCGAAGUGCUCUGCUUGUUGCGAAUACUGAACGCCAUCAAUAUGUAUUGGACCACGCUUUACCCGGCAGUAGAGAUUAGGACGAUACUACCAACGCAAGACUUUCUAAAUAGUAAAAUUGCCGCGAAGGCGUCCCGUCAGCUUCAAGAUCCUCUGGUGAUUAUGACUGGAAAUCUACCAAACUGGUUACAACAGAUUGCCUCUGUCUGUCCAUUCCUAUUUCCAUUCGAGACAAGGCAACUACUUUUCUAUGCUACCUCCUUUGAUAGGGACAGGGCUCUCCAACGUCUUCUUGACAUGUCUCCGGAGUUAACAAGCACAGACUCUCAAGAACGUGUAACGCCGCGCUUGGAUCGGAGGAAACGCACAAUUUCUCGCGAAGACAUUCUCAAACAGGCGGAGCAAGUAAUGCAGGAUCUUGCAUCUUCGAAGGCCCUGCUAGAAGUGCAAUAUGAGAACGAGGUAGGAACCGGCUUGGGGCCGACGUUAGAGUUUUACGCUCUCGUAUCCAAAGAACUACAGAAGUGCGACCUGGAACUUUGGCACGCACCGGAGAAUACCGGCGAUUAUGUGCAUAAUGCCGUUGGCCUUUUUCCUGCACCGAUCGCCAGAGGAGCCAAGGUCUCUCAGAUAUCUAAAAUCAAAACCAAAUUCCGGUUCUUGGGCAAGUUCAUGGCCAAAGCGGUCAUGGAUUCUAGAAUGCUGGACUUGCCUUUCUCGCUAACAUUCUACAGGUGGUUGUUGGGUCAGGAGCAUAGCCUGGGAUUGGGAGAUUUGGCGCAUAUUACUCCAGAUAUUCACAAGACCUUGAGGAAGAUGCAGGAUAUCGUACGACAACGAGACGCAAUCUUGGGGAACCCGGAGUUGUCGGCCGCAGAUAAAACGACACAGAUCGAAGCUUUGGAAUUCGAUGGAUGUUCGAUAACGGAUCUAGGUAUAGAUUUUGUUCUGCCGGGACAUAACGUCGAGCUUAUCAAGAACGGACGCGUAACAAGCGUGACGAUCCACAAUUUACAUCAAUAUACGAACCUCGUGAACCAUUGGUUCCUAUUCGAAGGUGUGAACAGGCAGAUGGAAGCCCUACGUGAAGGAUUCGAGUCGGUGUUCCCCAUCCAGAACCUGCGGAUGUUCCAACCAGAGGAACUGGAGGCCGUCUUCUGCGGUAGUCCGCGAGAUGCCAUUACCGGCUGGGACGUGAAGACUUUGAUGGAAUGUUGCAGACCGGACCACGGUUACACGGCGGAUUCUCGUGCCAUUCGCUUCCUGUUCGAAGUGCUCAGCUCGUACGAUCGUGAACAGCAGCGUCUGUUUGUGCAGUUCUUGACUGGAAGUCCUAGGCUCCCAGUUGGAGGAUUCAAGUCGCUCUCACCACCACUGACCGUAGUGAGACGGACGUUGGACGUAAACAUGAAUCCCGAUGACUUCCUUCCUUCUGUGAUGACGUGCGUCAACUACCUCAAGCUUCCCGAUUACUCCAGCCUCGAAGUGAUGCGUGAAAAGCUGAAGGUGGCAGCCUCCGAGGGUCAGCACUCCUUCUAUCUGUCUUAAGCGACGAAGACUCGGAACGCAAAACCAAAACACGACAAUUAUCUAUUGGGGAAUUCUAGGACAGAUAGUGCGCGUUUGAGAGUGGUGUUGUGCGCUUUCAACUUUCGAGAGAGAAAGAAUAUGAAAUUGUUACUAUAUAAAAUAUAUAUAUGUAUGUAUAAAGUGGAGAAAGGACCACCAGGCAAAACAUAAUAUCAUAUUAAAAAUACAAAAAAAGGAAAAAAUAAAAAUAAGAAU
Molecule: messenger RNA, 7193 nt
Organism: Nicrophorus vespilloides
Lineage: Eukaryota; Metazoa; Arthropoda; Insecta; Coleoptera; Silphidae
Gene: ctrip
Product: E3 ubiquitin-protein ligase TRIP12
Exons: 12
Coding region: 669-6956 (2095 amino acids)
Biological process (GO): proteasome-mediated ubiquitin-dependent protein catabolic process; protein polyubiquitination; DNA damage response
Cellular component (GO): nuclear speck
Molecular function (GO): zinc ion binding; ubiquitin protein ligase activity
Source: RefSeq, a predicted model, not a curated record